AUGUCAGCCGACGACCUCUCCAGCUUAAUCUCUACCACGAUCGAAGUUCUCGAAAGCGCUGCGGCGUUCUACAAACGCGCCGAGAAUGACACGACGCUUCGAAAGGCCUUCCAUGCAGCCGGUCAAGGGCUUCCACUCAUCACGGAUGCCCUUCAAGCUACCAAUGACGCACUAAACGGACGGGACCUUUCUAGUGCGGCCAAGAGAGCACUAGGUGCCUGCAGCGCAAAUGCAAACAUCGCAGAGGACUUGUUCAGGGACGUUGCGCGAGCACCAGCUGCCUCCAAGUACGAACGAUACACCACGGCCGUGAAACGCCAGGGACACAAGGUGGAAUCCGUGGUGGUUGGCAUGAUGAAGGACGUUUGCCAGAUGGCCAAGGACAACGCCAUCCAAGAAGCAAUGCAGCCUCACGUCAAGAAACUGGACGAAGCUGUCGAGAACCUGUCGAAGAUGGAGCCCUCUGUGCCAGAGGAACAGCGCUCAGGUUACUCUUUCACCAACUCAGGAAGUGGGGAUCAAUUCAACGCUCUCGGAGGCUCCCAGCACAACAACACAAGCUCCGGCAACCAGUUUCUUGGAAGUAUCGGAAGUGUUCAUGGCAUGCGUGCACCUGAGGAAAAGCAGUAA
Nannizzia gypsea CBS 118893 is the source of this 630-nucleotide messenger RNA. Its product is annotated as SesA protein. The record is from RefSeq and is a predicted model, not a curated record. NCBI's taxonomy places the organism in Eukaryota, Fungi, Ascomycota, Eurotiomycetes, Onygenales, Arthrodermataceae. The transcript has a single exon. Bases 1 to 630 code for a protein of 209 amino acids.